AUGAUUUCGGAUCCGACUCCGACGGUUUGGGCUGACGAGAGUCCGGUCAAGGCACGAUCGGGGAUGGAGUCGGUGAAAGAGGACAGAAGCUUAGGGGAGGAGGUACGCUUCCGUGGAAGUUCAAAGGUCACCAGCGGUAUCGCGUUCCCGACGUCGGAAAGGUCGCCUUCGAGGAGCAGCUCGACGAGCACGGCAAUGGAAUCCGAAGCAUCCGAAUCGACCGAUACCCCUGCUACUUCCAUCUUUUCACCUCCCAACAAGAGUAAAAAGCUUUACGAUCCAGCAUCAUCAGAAGCCACCAUCAAACCUUCUCCCUCCGAUCCACGGUAUCAGACUCUACCACGGUCGUUCGCUUCACAUCCUCCUGCUCCCUCCACCACUCAAGAUAGCGAGUUUACCCGAACAACAUCGCUCCACUGUGCAUCGGAAGCAGCACUCUCGAGCCAGGAGAAGACGGUGCAGCGUCAAGCAGGUUUCCGCGCACGAAGCCUUCAUUCCAUUCGAGGCCUGGCAGCUGCAUGGGUUCCAUCGCGGUUCGUGUCUCAGCCGUCUAGCAGUGCUUCCGAGACCUCGUCAGAUGACCUUCCUCCCCUGCCAAGUCCGUCUCUGGCGGUGACGAAAGUGGACGGUGAAAGGUCUCUAGUGGCGAAGACAGAGAGACCCGUGAAAUUGGAUCGGAGGAGACUCGAUAAAGCUGUGAGCUUGGCGGUCGAAGCAGCACAGGCAGCCGAGGAAGACGAACGUCUCUGGGAGGAGAAACAGCGGACCAAGGGUGAUAGCGAUAGCGAGGUGGAAGACGAUGUUGGUUUUUCUCUAGACCUCUACAUCUCUUCACUGGGUUACCUGAUCUCGGCGAUCUCGGACAAGGACGCGACUGCACUCAACGGGAAACAAAAGGAGGACAUGCGGAGGCGGUUGGAGGAAGGGAUGUCCAAACUCGGCUUCGAUGCGAAAGCAGAACUCGAACAGGCACAGGAGCUGAAACGGCAACUUGAGCUCGAACGCGGGAAGCUGGAGUUGCAGAAGGAGCUGGGUUCACCGGCCAGUGUCAUUCAUCAUCACUAUCACACCGCCGUGCCGGGUGGAGGGUGGAUGGGGGAGGGAGGGAAUUUUUCGAGAGCCCAUGCGGCGGCGAAAGCGAGUUCGAGGGGCAGCUCGAGUUUGGCGGGCAAGAUCGGGAGUGGCGUAUUGGAUGUAGGGUUGCACAUUGGUGCGGGGGCGUUGAGUGCGUUAAGUGCGAAUUUGGGGGCUAUCGCACCUACCAGGGGGGCAGGGAGGGGAGAGGAGAAGGGGAAGGUCGAGGAUGUUAGGAUCACGGAUAUGGAUAACGGGGAAGAUCUGCAGAAUGUUUCCGAGGCUGAUGUCUCACCGAGGGCGUCUCAACCUAGCAGUGGAACCGCGACACCCAGGACGGCUUGGACUCGAGCGAUCAACCAGAACAACAAGCAGUGGGAGCUCGCCGUUGCUUUCGCGAGCACAGCCGCCAGCGCCCUCGCUAGCAGUCUCGGUGCCGUGGCACGUUCCGACCCCUCAUCCGCAACCGCGCCACCCAUGACCAAGGAGGAGCAAAUGUAUCUUGCCAGAUACGAACCCGGAACCCCCUCCUCCUCUGUCCCUGGAUCCGGAGCCGAGACAGCCGAAGACCGACUCAUCCUGCUCUCGGCCUCCCUCGCGCGUUCGCUCAAACGAUCGCCCCUCCCGACGCAACUCUACCAGCUCCUCCGACAACUCGUCUCGAUCCUCGCCGCCAUCGACGCCAAGUACAGCCUGACCGAAAAGGGCACCCAGCUCGCCGUCCGAGAGACCAGCAGAGCCAUGCGCUUCGUCCGCAAGCACGAUCUGCACGUCAAGGCGGUGCGUGUCGCCUGGGCUGCAGCCGAGGCGGCGGUGGCGGCGCUCGAAGCGUACAGAGACGAGCGAGGGUGGAUCGAGGUCCAGCAGCAACAGCAGGGGAGGUUGCAGGUAGGGGAAGCAGGAAUGUAUGGGGCAUCUCCGCCGAAGGAGACGUUGGCGAUCGCGGAUGGGCAGACGGUCGAGGCGAGGAUCGAUGAUGCCGAGGCGAGGAUAUUGAAUGCGGCUAAGACGGGGAAGGAUAGGAAGAAGGUUGGUCAGGUAGGGUGA
Molecule: messenger RNA, 2121 nt
Organism: Pseudozyma hubeiensis SY62
Lineage: Eukaryota; Fungi; Basidiomycota; Ustilaginomycetes; Ustilaginales; Ustilaginaceae
Exons: 1
Coding region: 1-2121 (706 amino acids)
Source: RefSeq, a predicted model, not a curated record